Messenger RNA from Solenopsis invicta (red fire ant), 2650 nucleotides. It is a transcript of the gene Tmem214, whose product is annotated as transmembrane protein 214-A. The coding region runs from base 321 to 2363 and encodes 680 amino acids. The record is from RefSeq and is a predicted model, not a curated record. Gene Ontology annotation, cellular component: endoplasmic reticulum; Golgi apparatus. The transcript is spliced from 9 exons. Lineage: Eukaryota; Metazoa; Arthropoda; Insecta; Hymenoptera; Formicidae.
GUGAAAGCGGCUGACGCGCAGCGGAGCGCGGAGUAAUCGCGCGUUCGCCGGUGCGCGUGGCAAUUGCGCGAGUGCGCACGCGCUACCACGUACCACUGUUGUGACUGACAUUUCGCCAACGGGACGCUUGUGCGGCUUGUGCUCCGCUUCGGUUGCCCUGUUCUCCAGCCAACUUCAGUGCCUUUCGUGCAGCGUGCCGUCUCUCUUUCUCUUUCUCCAUCUCUGUCUCUCUCGCCCUCUCUCGUUCGGUGCGUGCGUGCGCGUUCGUGUGUACGAGCGUGUGCGUUCUGUCGUUGGUCGCGUUUACAAUUUUCGCUGCGAUGUCGUCUGGCAGCUGGGAACUGGUCAGCAGGAAGAAGGACAGGGGCAAUGACAAGUCGAACAAGCUCACGAAGGCCGAGAAGAAAAAGUUCAUCGAGAAUGCACCGAAAGUCGAGGAUUUCUUGCCAUUGAGCCAAGUAAAGACACUAUAUGACAAUUUGGAUGGAAACAAGGAGAACAAAAAGCCUACCAAGGCACAAGGAAAAGAGCACAAAACAAAAGAGAAUGAGGAGAAGAAAAAACAACAGCAAAAACAGCAGCAGCAUGUUGAAAAAAAGAAACAGGAGCCAAAGGAGAAACCUCCAAAAACUAUUAAGGAUGCAUUGGAUGCGAUUAAUACAGAAGAGCUCAAUGAAAUCUUGGCUACCGCGCAAGUCAGAUUUCCUGAGGCUCCCUUAUUUUGGUUGAAGGAACUUGAUGCCUUCCUCAAUAUCAAAAUACCCAUAAGCAAAGAAGAUACAAUAUUCUCAGGAAACCCCAAGGAUUACCCGUUAAGUUUAGUACCUAAGGCAAUCUCUUCUAUAUUAGAGCGAGCGGUGGAGAUGACGGGCCAACAGACCAUACAAAUUUUUUACGAGAACACUCUCACGGCGAUGGCCACCGACAUGGUCAAAGGAAUCCCUGUCAUUGGUCACAAAAUAUUUUUGCAGCUGCUAGCGCAUUUGAAUCCCGAAAUGACCGCCGCUAACAUUUCCAAGCUAAUUACUAUAAGGAACUCGUAUGAAAAUAGGAAGAAUGUUGGUUUGUCUCUGUUAUGGGCCUGGUCACAGGCCGGUCAGAAGAAUCUGGCUGUCGGCUUGAAGAUUUGGCAUGAGUUAAUGUCACCGAUGCUCGAGACGAAGGGCUACGCCAGUUACGUCGUUCAAAUCCUCAACGAUCUCGUCUUCGGGCACGACAACGUCCAUGAUCUCAGUCUGGAUCUGUACCUGAGUAUCAUCAUGGAUACCUAUUCUCAAAAGUUUCAAAACAUUCAACCCGCAAAUCUGGGAAAAGACCUUAGCGCGAGUAUCGACAAGUUGAGGUCAAUACUGUUUAGAAACAAGGACAUUUGUUACACAAAAUUGUUUGAAAUGUUAAUGGGAAAAGUAUCGCAGAAAUCAGAUCCGAAUUAUAGGCACGAACUGAUUAAGGUCCUCGCGGACUGUCUCCUCACGGAACCUCUUUGCUUCACUACCUGGAGUUCCAUUUAUACCAAGCAUUUAUAUCAAUCCAGUCUUCUUUUGUCGUAUAUCGACACGAAUUUACCUACUUUACAAACGAAGUUCAAAACUAAGCAUUUCAAAGAAACCCUCGGAACUAUCCAAAACAAUAGUGAAAAGUGGAAGAAGGCCAAAGACGAAAAUCUAGCGCUUGCAUGCAAAAAAACGUCUCAGACACUACUGAAGAAAAUGACAUCCUCCCGUCGCGGCUUUCCAUGGAGAUCUGCCAGUCUCUUUUUGCUGCUGCUGAUCGGUGCUAUUGUAGCGUACGACACACAGAAGCAUGGCUCCUUUGAAGCGUCCCAAGUUGGAAAGUUCUUGAAAACUAGUGGAAUAUUGAAACAUGUAGAAAAGGCAUGGACUACUCUAAAGUUCUAUUGGUCUGCAGGACACAAAGCAAUUAAGGAUAGCUCACCGGAAUAUUACAAAGCCGUUGUAGACUUGUGUACACCAUACAUUAAAUUAGCUGGCGAUUUUGGCUUGUGGACAAGAAAUUAUUCAAUUAAAAUGUACAAAAAUAUCGCAAUAUAUGUCGAAACAAAUGUACCUAUACUUCUGAAUACAAUUGAACAUUAUGCUCCAGGAAUCUUAGAGCAAAUUAAAUCUCGAAGUCUUCAAGGACUGGAGUUUGUGAAAGUUUCUUUCAUUUUCCUUGGAGAGAAAGUUGUUGAACAUUCCACCGCGUCGAUACAAUGGCUGGAGAAGAACGUCUUCGUGGGCAAGCUUAGCCCGGAUAAUCUCCGUAAUUACGCCAUAUGGGCUUUUGACACGACGCAAUCGUACGCCGCCCAGACGUACGACUGGGUGUACGAGAAAGUACAGACUCUUUCCAAAGUGCCAUGAAUAAAAUUCAAUGGUUUGUUGUCUGAAUAAUCAUUGCGUCGAUGACGAAAAUCUUCACGCCUCUCCACAUGCAACUCAGCAUUUAUUAUUUAUGACACGGAAGCAUUACAUAUAUAUAUACAUGUUUUUGAAGAUCACGAAUGCGUCGGCCAUUUUACCUGUGAUAUCUCGAAGAGAAAAUCUAUAUCUUACUUUUUGGUUGGUCCUGACGAAGAAAACUUUGCGAUCUUCUAAAUAAACUAAAACAAUUGUGGACAUUUUUUAUUAAGAUAAACAUUUUUUUGUCA